Cantharellus anzutake is the source of this 1483-nucleotide messenger RNA. RefSeq lists its product as uncharacterized. Bases 495 to 1103 code for a protein of 202 amino acids. The transcript has 2 exons. Lineage: Eukaryota; Fungi; Basidiomycota; Agaricomycetes; Cantharellales; Hydnaceae. The record is from RefSeq and is a predicted model, not a curated record.
UAUAGCCGAGCUCCGAGACCACGAAAUUCUGCCUCACCUCCUCAAAGCAAACCCACACAAGUCGACAUGGAACAACAUGAUGCUAUUUGUUAGAUUCCAAGUGGAGGAAUUUGCAUUCAAGAAAUGGGGCGGUCCAGAAGGACUGGAUGCCGAAUGGGAACGACGGACUGCCGAAGCUAAGAAACGGAAGGGCAAAAAAUUCGCACAGAGCCUUCAAGAAUUGAGACGGAAGACUCGGGAGAGUGUGUGGCAGAUGAGGAAAGACGAGGAGCACAGACAUGAGUUUGGCGCAACGGAGGUGCGCGAGGACGGGAGUGGGAUUCAACGAUGCGUUGAAUGCGGGUUUGAGAUCGAGGUUGAAGAGUUUUGAAUGACUAUACGUACGGAUUCGUGUAACUUAUUUGCUCAUGUAUUUUCUUAUUGGAAGGAAUGGUGACCUGUUAGGCAGGACUCAGUGACGCUCGGCGCUUCUAUCUGAAUAGAGUUUUGCACAUAUGUCGCUUCAGAAAUCCUUCGCGACAGCGAGGUGGAUACGAUCCCAGUCAACAUUCCAUCGGCCACCCAGAAUACCGUGGUUCGUGCGAAGAGAGCCGCAACUUCAACCUCCCCCUCAAGACACUGAACCCCAGCUUCCCCCGCUCCCUUCAGAUGUGCCCUCUCAUCUCCACACUUUAUAUGCCCAUUUCGCUGCCCUCCCUCAUCUUGAGCGCUCAUCGAUACUGGUCUCUCGCCCACCACCUCCAAGACCUCCACCGCCAAUACAAUUCCGACAGCCGCAAGGCAGACGGCGUCGAGGUGGCCAGCUAUAUGCGGGGGAGGGUGUCGGCGAACCACAGUCGCCUUGGAAUUGGGUCAUUUUUGCUCAAGUAAAAGAGGGGACAGAAGGGAAAGGCUCCAUCGAGGUAGUCAUGCGAAGUGCUCGACAAGCGGUGAGGGCGUUUUCUCGCGUCGUCACAUCCGCACUUGGCAUUACCACGAAAAAAUCGGUAGGCAGGGCCACUCAGGAUGGAUGGGGUUUUCUUGACAUGGGCGAUACCGCGAUUCAUGUCCUCAGCAAGGACGCCCGUGAAAAGUGGUUCUCUGAUAACGCAGACUAUGAUUAGAUCUGAGUGUGUCUUCGUCCGAAGUCUGUUGUGCCCCAAUUAAGGUCUGGCCAGCAAUGGACUGGGCCGUUAUCCAACAGAUUUAGUUGUAGAAAAAGCUGACUUCCGCAUCCUAAAAUGAGUCUUCCGAACAGGACCUCCACCAGCUCCCACUUCUGGUUCUGGGCGAAUGUGUCUGGGUGUGCUUACGCCCGUAACAUGAACAUGACCAGCAAAGGCUGCAUGCACGCCGUUCUAAACGAUUGCUUUCCUGAUCAGCUCUGAAAGGUACAAUGUCCCAAUCUUCCCUCUUGCACCCCACUCGUAUCCCUGUGCUCACCUACGAUCCAAUCAUGUGGAAUUCUGCCUGUCAUUGCAGUUGUUUGAUCACGGCAGAGAUU